AUGCAGCACACACCGCGGUACAAUCUUCGUGGACGGCCACAAUUGCCGCCUGGUGGACUGCCGCCUGCUGCACUGGCUCCACCACCGGCUCCACAGGUUCCACCAGUUGUGCCGGGGCAGAGCACGCAAAUAACAGGCACAGACAUAACAGGCCUGGACGGCCAGCUUCCAGGUGUUGGCUGGCGGCGGUAUCCUCUCAGUGGUAACGAUUCAGUCGCCUUCAUGUACGUGCGUCAUGAUGCAAGUGGCAACAUAGUAGAGAGAAGGGUCCUGAAGAUCAGAGAAAACUGGACGGGGGGAAUACAGGAGAUGACAAUGCAUAGGGUGCUCUCGCGGAACGGCGCUAAUAGACCCAUUCUGAGACUCAUCCGAGGGUUUGAGAGACAGGAUCACCGGGGCUUCUACCUUGAAUUGGAGCCUUGUCCGUACGGAGAUAUUUGGGACUUGACAAACUUCUACGCAGACAUCAACAACUUCAAGAAGUAUAAGAAAAUUCCGGAGCCGUUUCUAUGGCACGUUUUCCUUGAGCUGACAAAGGCUUGUUUGGUCCUCUUCCAAGGCAGCGAGACACAGCGCGUUCAAGCAUGGAUGCCCGACUGGGAAUAUGUACAUUGCGACUUGAAGACGGCAAACGUGUUUCUCGCAGAGUCGGACGGGACGGGAGACUUUCCGAUAUACCCCAGACCGGUCAUGGCGGAUUUUGAUUCCACCUAUCGAACUCAUCCCAACGAUCUCAGCAAUCCGCAAAUAAUGGCAUGGGCGGGCACACCUGGUUAUUGGUCACCAGAGCAAUUCAAGCUCUUUACAGUGGCACCUGGACCACUUGGUGGGACCGUAGUACCAACUCGACAGCUUGACCCGGCAGUCCAGAUAAAUAACAGGAAAACGUUAGCUCAUACAAACGUAUGGAAUACAGCCUUCAUAAUAUGGUGCAUGAUGAGACGUCAACGUGAGGGAUUAGACCCACGUAUCCUGGAUUAUGCCGAUCCCAACGUUGUAGAACCGGAUCGACAACCAAAGCCGAGAGGGUACAGUAGACAGCUGGAGGAGCUCGUUUACGAAUGCUUGCAGAAGGAACCGAACCACAGACCGCGGUUGACAGGUCCCAACAAUCUGAUGGACCGGAUUCGCGGAAACAUCGACAUACUGCGAAUGGAUAUGCAGCAUUGGCAGAUUCUACCACCGAAUCUACAGAAUAGUCAGCAGGGCAGGUAUCCAUACCGAUUGCAGUUGAGAGAAGACCUAUUCGCCAUAGGCAAUCGGAUGCCAAGAGGCCACUUUCCACCGUAA
Coniosporium apollinis CBS 100218 is the source of this 1290-nucleotide messenger RNA. Its product is annotated as serine/threonine protein kinase. The record is from RefSeq and is a predicted model, not a curated record. NCBI's taxonomy places the organism in Eukaryota, Fungi, Ascomycota, Dothideomycetes. Gene Ontology annotation, biological process: protein phosphorylation. Bases 1 to 1290 code for a protein of 429 amino acids. Gene Ontology annotation, molecular function: protein kinase activity; ATP binding. The transcript has 5 exons.